AUGUCUUAUAUGCUUGCACACUUGACGAAUGGGUGGCAGGUGGAUCAAGCCAUUUUGUCGGAGGAGGACCGUGUUGUUAUAAUUCGAUUUGGACAUGACUGGGAUCCUUCUUGUAUGGUUAUGGAUGAAACACUGUUUCAAGUUGCAGAAAAAAUAAAGAAUUUCGCUGUUAUCUACCUUGUUGAUAUAUCCCAGGUUCCUGAUUUCAACAAGAUGUAUGAGUUGUAUGAUCCCUGCACGGUUAUGUUUUUCUAUCGAAACAAACAUAUCAUGAUCGAUCUCGGAACUGGCAACAACAACAAAAUAAAUUGGCCCAUAGAAGAUAAACAGGAAUUCAUUGACAUUGUUGAAACUGUGUAUCGAGGUGCUCGUAAAGGUCGAGGCCUUGUCGUUUCUCCCAAGGACUACUCCACUAAGUAUCGCUACUAG
Molecule: messenger RNA, 429 nt
Organism: Echinococcus granulosus
Lineage: Eukaryota; Metazoa; Platyhelminthes; Cestoda; Cyclophyllidea; Taeniidae
Product: Thioredoxin-like protein 4A
Exons: 1
Coding region: 1-429 (142 amino acids)
Biological process (GO): mRNA splicing, via spliceosome
Cellular component (GO): U5 snRNP; U4/U6 x U5 tri-snRNP complex; spliceosomal complex
Source: RefSeq, a predicted model, not a curated record